AGCUGUGUGUGUGGAACCCAAGUUCUGGACUUGGAGCCAUUUUCUGGCCAGGGCUCUCCCAUCCCUUCUCCUCUGCUCCUGGAGAAGUCAGCAGUGCCCUGUGGCUCUGGGAGGCAUGUUCAGGAACGUGGCCGCCGUCUUUGUGAACCUGGUAUGGCCCCUCCAGGGAAAGAAUGCUGGAGCAUCACUCAACCGGUACUUGCACCAGACUUGUUCCAUGGCAAGACGGCUGCCGGCCCGAAGGCUGGACGGGAUCGACAAGAACCCCUGGGUGGAAUUUGUCAAACUGGCCAGCGAGUAUGAGGCCGUCAACUUGGGCCAGGGCUUUCCUGAUUUUGCACCCCCUGACUUUGCCAUCGAAGCCUUUCAGCGUGCCGUCAGCGGAGACUUCAUGCUCAACCAGUACACCAAGGCAUUUGGUUAUCCACCACUGAUGAGGAUCCUUGCAAGUUUCUUUGGGAAGCUGCUGGGGCAGGAGAUAGACCCGCUCUCGAAUGUGCUGGUUACUGUGGGUGCCUACGGGGCCCUGUUCACAGCCUUCCAGGCCCUGGUGGAUGAAGGAGAUGAGGUCAUCAUCAUUGAACCCUUUUUUGACUGUUAUGAGCCGAUGAUAUUGAUGGCAGGGGGUCGCCCUGUUUUUGUGACCCUGAAGCCGAGCCCCACCCAGGAUGGGGAAUUGAAUUCCAGCAGUGACUGGCGGUUGGACCCCAAUGAGCUGGCCAGCAAGUUCACAUCUCGCACCAAAGUCCUGGUCCUCAACACGCCCAACAACCCCCUGGGAAAGGUCUUCUCCAAGGCGGAGCUGGAGCUGGUGGCCAGGCUGUGCCAACAGCAUGACGUGUUGUGCAUCAGUGACGAGGUGUACCAGUGGCUGGUCUAUGAUGGGAGCCAGCACAUCAGCAUCGCCAGCCUCCCUGACAUGUGGGAACGGACCCUGACCAUUGGCAGUGCUGGCAAGACCUUUAGUGUUACCGGCUGGAAGGUGGGCUGGGUCCUGGGCCCAGAUAGUCUCAUGAAGCACCUGCGGACCGUGCACCAGAACUCUAUCUAUCACUGUCCCACGCAGGGCCAGGCUGCAGUAACGGAGAGUUUCAAGCGGGAGGAACUGCACUUCGGCCAACCCAGCAGCUACUUUGUGCAGCUCCCACAGGCCAUGCAGCGCAACCGUGACCACAUGGUGCGCAGCCUGCAGUCAGUGGGCCUGAGACCUGUGAUCCCCCAGGGCAGCUACUUCCUCAUCACAGACAUCUCAGACUUCAAGAGCAAGAUGCCCAACUUGCCUGGUGCUGCAGAUGAGCCCUAUGACAGACGCUUUGUCAAGUGGAUGAUCAAGAACAAGGGCUUAGUGGCCAUCCCGGUAUCCAUCUUCUACAGCAUGCCACACCAGAAAUACUUUGACCAUUAUAUCCGCUUCUGUUUUGUGAAGGAUGAAGCCACGCUCCAGGCGGUGGACAAGAAGCUGCAGGAGUGGAAGACUGAGCUCAGGCCCUGAAGUCACUCCGUUGGCCCUGCCCCAGCUGGUCCACGCAUGCUUUGCAGGGUCAUCUUUGUCUAGUUUUCAGCUAUAGAUGGUACUGGGAGACCCCUUCCCUGUGAAACAGAAUGUCCCCAGGGAACAGCCCCUCAUCUGGGUCUUGGGGGAGCCAGGAGUCCCCUUCUUACAGUGCCAAUACUUCUGUCUCUGAGGUGAGGGAGGCCUGAGGGCCUCCCUGUCCCUUCCUAAAUCAGGCUGUAAAUAGGGCUCCCUCUCUCCCUGGAUUCAGAGGGCAGAGUCCACAGUGCAUCAGACCUCGAGUCCCAGCCCUGUCCUCAGCCCUGCACUGGCCCCAGCUAGGGCUCAGGCAUCCCCUCUCCCCUUUCCUUAUCCAACCUUGAUCUUAGGACGUUGCCUUUAGACUCCUCAAAUCAGUACUCUUUGCCCACAAUAAAGUUUUAAGUUACUCAAA
Molecule: messenger RNA, 1946 nt
Organism: Choloepus didactylus (southern two-toed sloth)
Lineage: Eukaryota; Metazoa; Chordata; Mammalia; Pilosa; Megalonychidae
Gene: KYAT1
Product: kynurenine aminotransferase 1
Exons: 13
Coding region: 116-1492 (458 amino acids)
Biological process (GO): biosynthetic process
Cellular component (GO): cytoplasm; mitochondrion
Molecular function (GO): L-kynurenine:2-oxoglutarate transaminase activity; pyridoxal phosphate binding
Source: RefSeq, a predicted model, not a curated record